AUAAACCUGCUGGGACACGUUCAAUCUGGAGCCUGAUUUUCUGAACAGAACCAUUUGCAGAUGCUGGAAACAUCCCCCCAUUUCUGAAUCAGGAAAAACCCCCUCUAGGCAGGGCUGGGAAAACUGACCAGACUCCCAGUGCUGGAGCCUGACCCCACUGACCAGAGGCUGCUUUGAAAUACGAAGGGAAGCUGUCGGGAUUCCUGUCCCUGUCCCUGGCUCAGAGCUCUGCUUCCAAUAUCAGCCUGUGGCUGGCAGGCAUGUGGGAAAUGAGAAGACCCUGCUCUGCUCCGUGUGCUGGGGGGACAAGGAGCUCUCACCUUCUCCCCACCCCCUAAAGCCUGCUGGCUGGUCUGAGCAGGGUGCGGGUGGGAUUCUGCUUUUCUGGGCUUCCUCCCCUGUGACUAGUGGGAUUGUUGCUGGGGCUGCAGAUGCUGAGUGGGUGAACUGAUGUUUCAGAUGCCGGUGACCUUCGAGGAGGUGGCUGUGUAUUUCACGGAGGAGCAAGAGGCUCUGCUGGACCCCGGUCAGAGAGCCCUCUACAGGGACGUCAUGCAGGAGAAUUAUGAGACAGUGACCUCGCUGGCAGGAUUCCCCAUUCCCAAACCGGACCUGAUUGCCCAGCUGGAAAGAGGGGAAGAGCCGUGGGUCCCGAAUCUCCAAGUCACUGAGGAAAGAGAGAGCCUGAGAGGCACCUGCACAGCAGGUGAUAGGACAGUGAGUGAGAACAAGGAGGAGAAUCAGCAGCAGGAAGGUCCUGGGAAAGUGGAACCGCAGGAGAGGUUUUUGAGAAGAGCUGAAUGGAAUUUUCCCCAGUGCUUGGAGCAGGGAAAUGCCUGGGGAGAUCGACACAGAUCAGAGAUGCAACUGGGAAACUAUCCCGGGAAGAAACUGGACAAAUCAAUUCAACAUGGCAGAGGAUGUAAGGAUCCCAAGGAAACCACAGUCCGGCAGACAAGUCACAGUGAAGAGAAACCCUGCAAAUGCCUUGACUGUGGGAAAAGAUUCUGUUUCAGUGGAAAAAUUCUUACACAUCAGAGAACUCACACAGGAGAGAAGCCUUAUAAAUGCUUGGACUCUGGAAAAAUCUUAAUUCAGAAGUCACAACUUAUUAUACACCAGAGAGUGCAAACAGGAGAGAGACCUUUUAAAUGCGGUGAGUGUGGGAACAGUUUUAGUCAGAGUGCAACGCUUAUUACACAUCAGCGAACCCACACAGGAGAGAGACCUUAUAAAUGCCUUGAGUGUGGGAAAGGUUUUAGUCAGAGUGCAACGCUUAUUGCACAUGAGCGAACCCACACUGGAGAGAGACCCUAUGAAUGCCAUGAGUGUGGAAAAAGUUUUAGUCAGAGCUCAGCACUUUUAACUCAUGAGAGAACCCACACAGGAGAGAGACCCUAUAAAUGCCUGGAGUGUGGGAAAUGUUUUAUCGCAAGUUCAGCCCUUACUAAUCAUAGGAGAAUCCAUACAGGAGAAAAACCCUAUAAAUGCCCUGAGUGUGGGACAAGUUUCAAUUUGAAAUCAACCCUUACUACACAUCAGAAAACCCACACAGGAGAGAAACCGCAUGAAUGCUUGGACUGUGGGAAAGCUUUCCGUUUCAAAUCAAACCUUAAAGCACAUGAGAAAACCCACACAGGAGAGAAACCCCAUAAAUGCUUGGACUGUGGGAAAACUUUCUGUCUGCGCUCAUACCUUAUUAAACAUGAGAGAAUCCACACUGGAGAGAGACCUUAUAAAUGUCUUGAGUGUGGGGAAAGCUUCAGUAGGAGGUCAGCGCUUACCACUCAUCAGAGAAUACACAAGGGAGAGAAACCCUAUAAAUGCCUGGAGUGCGGGAAAAGCUUUAAUGAGACGUCACACCUUAUGUCACAUCACAGAACCCAUACAGGAGAGAAGCCCUAUAAAUGCUUAGACUGUGGGAAAAGCUUCAGUAGGAAGCCUUAUCUUAUUAAACACCAGAGACUGCACACGGGAGAGAGACCCUAUAAAUGCCCCGAGUGUGGGAAAGGUUUUAUCGAAAGUUCAUCCCUUACUAAACAUGAAAGAAUCCACACUGGAGAAAGACCCUAUACAUGCCUUGAAUGUGGGAAAAGUUUCAUUCAAAAGUCACAGCUUAUUAUACACCAGAGACUGCACACAGGAGAGAGACCUUUUCAAUGCUGUGAAUGUGGGAAAAGUUUUAUUCGGAGCUCAGUGCUUAUUACACAUCAGAGAACCCACACAGGAGAGAGACCUUAUAAAUGCCUUGAGUGUGGGAAAGACUUUAGCGAGAGCUCAAAGCUUAUUACACAUCAGAGAUCCCACACAGGAGAAAGACCCUACAAAUGCUUGGACUGUGGGAAAACUUUCAGAUGGAGUUCAUCCCUUAUUCAACAUGUGCGAAUCCAUACGGGAGAGAGACCCUAUAAAUGCAUAGAGUGUGGGAAAGGUUUUACUGAAAGUUCAUCCCUUACUAAACAUGAAAAAAUCCACAGAGGCGAAAGACCAUAUAAAUGCCUUGAGUGUGGGAAAAGUUUCAGUGUGAAAUCAACCCUUAAUACACAUGAGAAAACCCACACGGGAGAAAAACCCCAUAAAUGCUUGGACUGUGGGAAAACGUUUGGUCAGAACUCAUACCUUAUUGAACAUAGGAGAAUCCACACGGGAGAGAGACCAUAUAAAUGCCUUUACUGUGGGAAAACUUUUAGUCAGCGCUCACACAUUAUUAAGCAUCAGCGAAUCCACACGGGUGACAAACCGUAUAAAUGCCUCAAUUGUGGGCAAAGUUUUGUUGACAGAACGAAACUUAAUAAUCAUCUGAGAAUCCACACAGGAGAGAAACCCUAUAAAUGCUUGGAGUGUGGGAAAAGCUUCAUUCAGAAGUCACAACUCAUUAUACAUCAGAGAGUGCACACAGGAGAGAGACCGUAUAAAUGCCUUGAGUGUGGGAAAAGUUUUAGUCAGAGCUCAAAGCUUAUUACACAUCAGAGAACCCACACAGGAGAGAGACCUUAUAAAUGCCUUGAGUGUGGGAAAAGUUUUAUGGAAAGUUCAUCCCUUAUUCGACAUGGGCGAAUCCACACAGGAGAAAGAGCCUAUAAAUGUCCUGAGUGUGAGAAAAAUUUUACGGAAAAUCGAUCCCUCAUUAAACAUAGGAGAAUACACACGGGAGAAAGACCCUUUACAUGCCUUGAGUGUGGGAAAGGUUUUAUUGAAAGUUCAUCACUUACUAAACAUGGAAGAAUCCACACAGGAGAAAGACCCUAUAAAUGUCUUGAAUGUGGGAAAAGUUUCAGUGUGAAAUCAGCCCUUAAUAUACAUCAGAAAACCCACACAGGAGAGAAACCCCAUAAAUGCUUGGACUGUGGGAAAACUUUCAGUCAGAUCUCAUACCUUAUUAAACAUGGGAGAACCCACACGGGAGAGAGACCGUAUAAAUGCCUGGACUGUGGGAAAACCUUCAGUCAGCGCUCAUACCUUAUUAAACAUGGGAGAAUCCACACUGGAGAAAGACCCUAUAAAUGCCUUGACUGUGAGAAAGUUUUCAAUGAGCGAUCAGCCCUUAUUAGACAUGAGAGAACUCACAUGGAAGAGAAACCCCAUAAAUGCUUGGACUGUGGGAAAAGCUUCACUCAGACAUCACAACUUAUUAUACACCAGAGAGUGCAUACAGGAGAGAGACCCUUUAAAUGCUGUGAGUGUGGGGAAAGUUUUAUUCAGAACUCAAAGCUUAUUACACAUCAGCAAAUCCACACAGGAGAGAGACCUUAUAAAUGCCUUGAGUGUGGGAAAGGUUUUAGUCAGAGUUCAACGCUUAUUACACAUCAGCGAACCCACACAGGAGAGAAACCCUAUGGAUGCCUUGAGUGUGGGAAAGGUUUUAUUGCAAGUUCAGCUCUUACUAAACAUAGGAGAACUCACACAGGAGAAAGACCCUAUAAAUGCCUUGAGUGUGGGAAAAGUUUCAGUGUGAAAUCAGCCCUUAACAUGCAUCAGAAAACCCACACAGGAGAGAAACUCCAUAUAUGCUUGGACUGUGGGAAAAGUUUUAGUCAGCGCUCAUACCUUACUAAACAUGGGAAAAUCCACACGGGAGAGAGACCUUAUAAACACCUUGACUGUGGGGAAAGCUUCAGUAAGAGCUCAGAACUCACCAAACAUGAGAGCAUCCACAAGGGUGAGAGACCCUAAAAACAGCUUGACUGCAGGAAAAGCUUCAAUUUGACUUCACACAUCAGUGACCCACACAACAGAGAGACCUUGAAUCUGGGGGAAGUUUCAUUUUGUGCUCCCGGAGUAUCAGGCAUUCACAAAUCUACAUAGGGUAGAAACCUCUGAGAUGUCCUCAGUGUGGAAAAGAUGCCAAGAGGAACUAACUCCAUACUGUACAUCAGAGACUCCUCUGCACAGCAGAGAAACAGUGUCCUGAUAAAGGGGGACCAUAGUGAAAAAUCCAUUCUCUUGUUCCCACACCCAUCAGGGGCAUUUGGCUCCCAAUUAUCCAGUUGCCUAUUGCAGGAGUGAAGAUAAAGCAGCACCUGAGCAUCUGCUGGUCAGUGACCCUCUGGCUCUGCCUGGUCUAAGCAAACCCCAGGCAGAGGAGGAGAAGCCCCCAUCAGCCCCUCCUCCCUGCUGCAGCCCUAGCUGCUGAGCUGAUGGGCCACAGGUGGGGGAAGGGAAAGAGAGAGAGAAACUCCUCCAGCCACUCCCUCUGCCUGGCUGUAGUCCCCCUCUUCCUUCCCCUCCUAGCUGGGAUCCCCCUGCCAUGGAGAUGAUGAGAAGGACACUAGGGCCAGGCCCCACCUUCACUCUAGACCCUUGUCCCCACACCCCAUCUUCCAGCUGGGCUCCCCCACUGACCUGGAGCUGUUCCUUGCAGGGGGAGUGUCCCUGGGGGUUGGUAACUCCUCCCCUCCCCAAAUCCCCCAGGGCGAUGGGCUUUGGGGGAUCAACUGUUAAGGGACCAGGGUGAUGUAUUCUGGGGAUGAUAUUGGGGAUUGAAUGGCUGGGGCUGGGGGAUAUCGAAUGCUGGGGGUAUCGAGUGUUUGGGGACCCUGGGAUAAGAGGCGAGGGAGAGCACAGGGGUAGAGAGGUGCUGCCUCAUCACUCACCCCCUCUGCCCCUUCUCCCUGCCCCCUCUGCAUUCAGACAGCACCAUUAGCAGAGACUGAUUCCCACAGGGCGUUUUCUUGGAAGCCUGGAUUUCCCAUCUCUGCUACAGCAGCAUCAGCCUCUGAGAGGGAAGCAGCGCUGCCUAGUGGAUAGAACCCUGGCCUGGGACUCAGGAGACCUAAGCUCUGUUCCCAACGCUGCCAGCAGCUUGCGGGCUGACCCGAGACAAUCUGUGCCUUCCAGAGAGGGAAUAAAUGGGGGGGUGAUAAUAUCAGCCUCCGAGUGUCUGUUUAGGGCAGGAGAAGUGGUUGGGAUUCGCUAGUGCGUCUCCUUUGUUCCGCCUCCCCUUUUGUAGCUUAGACUGACCCAUAGUGGUUUAUUCCAACCCCUAUUAGCAAAGUGAUUGUUAGAGUCACUAAGUGCCCCCUUUGGAGUGAGAUUGUCUCAUUCUCAUAUAUUAAAUUAGUUUGACAGGUUGUAGCUCAGGUUUAUUGGGGACUUCAAAAGACAAAUGAUCACUUGCCAAAAUAGUCCUUUCUGAUUUUCUUUUCACAUUUCCCAAGGCUCUGUCAUGAGUCUUUCUUGAUCUUUGAACCGUGAAAAUGACCAGUAUCUAUCCGAGAGUCAGCGACUGAAAUGGGGAAGGAAGUGACUGCCUGAUCCCUGCAGAGAUGUGUGAUACAUUCAGGAGUGGGGAGAGGGUGGGUGGCUAGGGCCUUGAAAGGGCGCUGUUUGCUUUUGCGAGCCAGAGAGCUGAGUCUGAGAACUGUGAACUCACUGCACAUGUCCCAGAGAGAGAGGAAAUUUCCUACAAGUGCUGGGUAAAGUCGUCCUUGAACUCUAAAGGGCUAUCAAUGAUGCCCCAAGAGGAUUGAUGUGAAGAGGAGUCGGCGUCUCCCCAUUGCUGAGAGGAGGAGGCCGGGCAAAUGCCUCUCAUGGAUUGUUAGCGCUUUUCUACCAGCUUUAACUUGUUCCUCUUUCCCUGGGGCGCGUGUGUGGCUGGAGCCACCAGUAUGCUGAGCUGGGGCUGAAAUGCACCGUGCCGAGCUGGGCGUUGGAUUGGGGGCGGGGGGGGGGGCAGGAUUUA
Molecule: messenger RNA, 6181 nt
Organism: Trachemys scripta elegans
Lineage: Eukaryota; Metazoa; Chordata; Testudines; Emydidae
Product: zinc finger protein 239-like
Exons: 6
Coding region: 451-4173 (1240 amino acids)
Biological process (GO): regulation of transcription by RNA polymerase II
Molecular function (GO): DNA-binding transcription factor activity, RNA polymerase II-specific; RNA polymerase II cis-regulatory region sequence-specific DNA binding
Source: RefSeq, a predicted model, not a curated record